Molecule: messenger RNA, 2850 nt
Organism: Caenorhabditis angaria
Lineage: Eukaryota; Metazoa; Nematoda; Chromadorea; Rhabditida; Rhabditidae
Source: the annotation of a GenBank genome assembly
AUGAGAAUUUUAUUCGUUCUGGCAGGAUUGAUUGUUGCGAUAAGGGCUUUGGUGAGUUUCAGAUUAUUUUUUGAAAAAAUAAUAAAAUAAGAUCUUCUUUCCAGAGUCGACAGGACAAUGCGACUCUAAAAUUGGCCAAAUUUCGUCAAUGGUUGAAAUAUGAUACAGAUUGUUUGUAUUUGAGGGAAUAUGAUUUGCAGAUUAAAAUCGCUAAUGGAAAAUGUCCUCCCGAUAUCAAUGAGCAGAAGGAGAAAAAAGUGAAAAAAGAAAGAAAAUUGUCUAAGAAAGCUGAAAAGAAAUUCUUGAAGAAAAGAAGAGAGCAAGUUAAAGAAAAAGAAUCAGGACUUUUCAGCCACAAAAGCAAAGAAGCAAUUCUUCGAACCAUUGUUGGAGAUAAUAAAAUGAUUGAUAUUGAUGUAAAUCCACAAGUUGAUGAUGCAAUCGAUAUAAUCCAAGGGAGUAUGGUCACCCUGAAAUGUGAUUUUAAAAAUCGGAAGAAACAAAAAUAUAAUGGCGAAGUUAUAGAAUGGUAUGUAAAUGGUAAACUCGUCAAAUCAUCGUGGUUUGAUUGGCGAAUCUCAUUAUCAGAAUACGGUGAUUUUGGAUUAUGGCCAAUUGAUUCAGGAGAUACUGGACACUUUGAAUGUUGGAUUGAUGGGAAGUUGAGAGCAUCAACAACACUUCAAGUGAAUUCAAUGGCUCGUGCGAUUUUCUACGGGUUUCUUAAUUAUCUUUAUGUUUCGCUUGUUUUUGGUUGUGUUACUUUGGUUAUUGGGUGGUUUGUGAAGAAUAAUAUAAGAGAGGAGGCGGUUACGGAGGUUGAUAAGAUGGAAGAAUUUCUGUCGGAACAUGUUUUUAAAACUGAUGAGAUGGCGAAGGUAAAUUUUAUUGAGGGGAUAACAGGUUUGAUGAUUAUUGAUCAAUAAAGAAAUCGCAGGGAAAAAUUAAUUUGAUGUGAUUUCGCAAGCCUGGAAUACCUAAUUAGAUCAUACAUUAGGAACGUUUUGAAUUUAUGUUUUCUAGAAGGCUGAAAACGCUUCAAAAAUUGCAGAAUUCAAGAUGAGUUAUGACGUGGCAAAUUCGGGAUUUCGGGAGAUAUUAUCGAAAAUCUCAUCGGUACUCCACGCGCUCCACCGAAAUAAACACGCAACGCAGACCGCGUCGCGCCACAACACACACAAAAAAGGAGGGCAUUUGAAUCGUUUCCUUAUUUGUGUGUGUGUUGUGGCGCGGCGCGGUCUGCGUUGCGUGUUUAUUUCGGUGGAGCGCGUGGAAGUAUCGAUGAGAUUGGGUUGUUCAGAAGGUUCAUUCAAAAAAUCCAAUUUUUAUGUUAUCAACCCUUCUGAACAAUCCAAUAUCAGAUUUACUUGAAAAUCAUCUAGCUCCUGAAAUCCCGAUUUUUCAAAUUUGCCACGUCAUAAUUCAUCUCGAAUUCUGCAAUUUUUUGAAGCGUGUUCAGCGCGUCGAAAAUUACUAGAAAACAUAUAUUUUCUAGAUUUCAGUUUUCCAACCCUUUAAAACUUUCCUAAUAUCUAAUUAUGCGAGUAAAAAAACAAAAGUCUUCAUUGUCGAAGUUGAAAAAUGUGUCUAAAACCAGUGCAGUUAGUCGCGUGCGGCUGUGCGUCGCGGUCAGGAAACAAUCAAUCAAUAAUUCAUGUUCCCGACCGCGACGCAUAGCCGCACGCGACUGAAAAAGCCAGAAAUCAAUUAUUGAUUGUUUCCCGACCGCGACGCAUAGCCGCACGCGCUUGAAAAAGCUAGAAAUCAAUUAUUGAUUGCUUCCUGACCGCGACGCAAAGCCGCACGCGACUGACGAAAUGUAGUUGUUUUCUUCAUUCAAUUCUACAGCCACAUUUUUCAAAUUUCUAGUAACAAAUUCUCAUUCAGAAACACAUAAAAGAUGUGAUCGCAAAAAACGGAGUUCUCGAUGAGCGCCAGUUGAUUGAAAAUCGCGGAGCCGACAAUCGAACCACAAUCAUGAUGUUGCUCCAAAAUCCCAAAUUUAUUCAUGACUCGAAAAAAUCGCUCAAAAAACCUGCAUUUGGUGGUGGAACAGGAACAGCGAAAACUUCUUCUGCAUCGAAUGAGAAGAAGAAUUCUGAAACAAGGAAAAAUGAAGAGGAAGAAGAAGAGGAAGAAAGCGAGAAAGAAGAGGAGGAAGAGGAAAAAGUUGGAUUAUUUGGGAGAAUUUUGGGAAGUUCGACAGCUUCGAAUGAUGGAGGAACAGCUUCAAGUGGAAAUGAGAAAGGGUCAAAUGAUGGGAUGAAGAAGGAAAAGAAAAAGAAGGAUAAAAAUAAGAAAAAAGAUACGAAAAAGAAGAAAACUACGAAGAAAGGGAAGAAAAAAGAGGGAGGAAAAAGUAAGGAUUUUCAGACGCGUGCGGUUGUGCGUCGCGGUCGGGAAAUAAUCAAUAAUUCAUGUUUUCCUUUGUUUCCCGACCGCAACGCACAGCCGCACGCGACUGACGAAAUAAAUUUUGCACAGUCACAUUUUUCAACGUUGGGGAUUUUUUUUGGAAGUCUGACCUUUGGACUCAUUUUGAUCGGAAAAUCCUGAAAAUUUCAAUUUGAAGCCAUUUUCAGCUCCAAAAUUGUCUCUAGAGUCUGAAAAUUUAAAAUUGUCACCUAAAUUUCAGCUUCCUAGCAAAUUUGAACUCAUUUCUUUUUCCAGCCAAAUAUUUUCUGAAAAUUUCAGCUUCCUAGCAAAUUUAGACCCAAAAAGCUCUGGAUUCUGAAAACUUUCAAAUUUUCAGAAAAAGGUACGAAAAAGAAAGGAACGGGUGCGAAAAAAGCGACGAAGGAAACCAAAAAAGAUGACAAGAAGAAAACAAAAAAGAAAACGAAAAAAUAA